Messenger RNA from Chenopodium quinoa (quinoa), 5537 nucleotides. RefSeq lists its product as uncharacterized. Bases 2842 to 4350 code for a protein of 502 amino acids. The transcript is spliced from 6 exons. The record is from RefSeq and is a predicted model, not a curated record. Lineage: Eukaryota; Viridiplantae; Streptophyta; Magnoliopsida; Caryophyllales; Amaranthaceae.
UGAAUGUCUCAAUAUUAAAUGAGUUGUGGAUUUGGAGUUUUGGUACCAAACUCAUUUGGAUCUCUAGUUGCUGUUCUUCUUCUUUCAAAAUGCCCUCUAAUUCUUUUGUUUUUCUUUGGCCUUCCUUUUGUUUUUGGUCGUUUUGGAUUUUUUACAGCAUUCCUUCUCUCUUGUUAUUCAUCAAGCUCACGAAUUUUUUCUUCAUUUGUUUGGAACACUUUUCUUACAGAUUUGUACAUUUGUUCCAAAGCAUCGUCACAUAAUUUUGUUGCUUCAUCAUUCCCUUGACAUAUACCUACAAGGUUGUAGAAAUUCUUUGUUAUUGAUUGCCUCCAAGGAGUGUUUAUUAAUGAAUGAUCUGUAGUUGCAUUUCCUAACAAAAAAAAAAAAAAAAUUAUUACAUUUGUCAUAAAAUAAUAUAGGUCAGGAAUAAAUAUAUCUAUAUCAGGAAUAAUAUCUUUAUUGUCAGUCAUAACAAUAUAUCACUACUACAAAAAUGGCCUAAGGAACCACUUCUUUAGCACCAGAAAAGUUAGAACACCGGUUUCUUAGAUAAUGAAACCAUAUAUCAUAAACAUCCGGUCUCUUAGACUUGAAUAAAAAUGAAACCACAAACUUAUAAACUCCGGUGCCUUAUAUCAAGUUGAUAAUGCCGAGAGUCAAAGAGACUGUAAAUUUAAUAGCAUUGGUUUCUUUAUACAAGUAUUUUUUUUGGGAAAAAAUAGAGCGCCAAUUCACCCUAAAAUUUCCCUCCUAUUAAAAAUUCCAUACCCUCUAGAAAAUUACUAAGUAGAUUAAUUUAGAAAAAAAAAAAUCUUCACUUCCAAUAAUUGACCAAACCGACUCUGCUACAUACUCCCGGCCUGCUGCUUGUCCGCCAUAGCCCAAACGGCCAAACCCCAAACAAACUCUCUUUCUUCUUGCUACUAUUCCGAACGCUGCUCCAUUGCUGGUGAUGUAAGUACUCCAUUAAAGGAAAUUUUAUUUCUUUCAUAAUUCAAUUCAAUAUUUCAAAAGUUAGGGUUUAUUGCUUUCAACCACGCGCGCAUUCGUAAUCGCCUAAUCUACCACUACCACCAGUACUCGUCGAAUUGCAUAAUCCAGCCAACAAUCCCAAUUUUGCGACAGGUAUUAUCUCAAUUAACUCAUCAUAAUCUACAUUUUUUUAUGAAUGUUAGAUUAAUUGAUUAGAAGUAGUAUGUGAAGUUGAAGCGUUGAUUGCCGCCGAUAUUUAGGACUUUGUUUGUAUGAUUAUUGGAAAAAAAAGUAGCCUUUUUAGAUGACAACAGAUUGGUAUGAUUAAUUUUUUUUAAAAAAAUUGGUAUUUAUCUAGUGGUAUUAGGAGUAAUUUGGUCCAAUUGAUCUUGAGAUGGAAAGUAUCAAUAUUAGAAUUGUGACUAUAACAAAUUGUGUUGAAGAGGAAUGUUAAGGAGAUGUUUGUUGAUUCAAGUUCUCUUACAGUAAGGAAAUUGAACAGGCAUGGCCCACUUAGCACACUCCAUAUUCAUAUCACUCCAUGAAGUAUGAAGUAUCAAUUUCUGUCAUACUUCUUGAUAAUCUGUUUCUCAUGUUAUACAUUGGUUCUAUAUGAUUAUAAGCUCUAAUUUAUAAUAUAGUUUAUGAUACUCUAAUAUUGAGUUUUGGCAUAAGAAUUAUUUGAUGAAGUAUGAAGUAUUUGAGUUUUUAUUUGGUGCUUCAUUUUAUAAGAAAUAUAAGAGUAUAGUUAUAAUAUAGUUUAUGAUAAUUUAAAUGGAACUUUGUUUGGUGCAUUAUGAAAAAAAAAUAUACGAAUAUGUAGGCCUCAUUUUAAAAUUAGUUUAGGGCCUCCAAAAUAGUUUAGACGACGGUGCUGAAGGGCAUAUAUAAAGAAGCGCAAUAUUAGCUCUAGACUUGUAAAGUUGUAACAUUACUACUAUGCGUGCAACCAAAUAAGGGAUAAUUACAUAAAAAACAGCAGAAGAAAUGUUAGAAGAAAUCAGAAGUAUCUUUGUUUCUUCAUUAUUUUCUCUUAUCAUGCCUUCAUCUUUCCUUAAAUAGUGAUUGUGUAGUAGCACUUGUACAGGUGCGCAUUCCAUUAGAAAUGUCUAUGAGGAGAUAAGAACUCCUAGGAUAAUGUAUUUAGAUUGACUCUCAGUUAAAGGAGCCCCCCUCCCCCCCCCCCCCAAUAAUUAGUAAGCCUAUUCUUUGUAAAUGAUACUACUACUGUUUUAUGCCAACAAUAAUUAGUUAGCCUAUUCUUUGUAAAUGAAAUGAACUUUUUCUUCCAUUUGGAAAAGAUUGAAAAAAAAAAUUGUUGUCUUAUUAUGAUAUUUGUUGGUUUUAAUUGUUAUUUUAUUAGAUUGGUUAUCAAAUGAAUGUUUAAACAAUGAUUUUAUCUACUAGUAUCUGAUAGCUCUAUUUGGGUUUUCUCUAUGUGUGUAAUGCAAUCGUUUCCUCGUCAAUUGGUUGACUAUGUGCUCUUGUUUUACUGUAUUCUUAAGAGUAACUUUUAAGACAUUAUUGUCAGAUAAUUAUCUUUUUGCUUUUCAUUCUUGUUUUGUCUCACAUGUGUAAUUGAUUUGAGAAGCAUCAGAGUAAUGUGUGUGUGCCUGACCUUUCCUUGAUGUAUAAAAUCCGUGAUGUGCUGCUUCCAUUAACUUUUAAAAUUUUAACUUAGAAAUGGAUCGAAGUUGGAUUUCUACCUCCAAGCCGGGUGACCCACAAUAUGAAGCUGGAAUAAGGGAAUUUAUUAAUUUUGCUAUUAAAAAUGCUGGGGAUCGAUCUAGGUUACCAUGUCCUUGUUUCAAGUGUCAUAACUUUUUGUAUAGACCGACUGAUGAAAUUCUUUAACACUUUAGCAAGAUGGCCUUCGAUAGAACAUAUACCAUUUGGACUUGGCAUGGGGUAAGUAAAGAAGGAACCUCUACAAGUGAUAAUGAAAAUAAUGGUCAUGGUGGUCUUAAUUAUAAUGAGGGUGAUAGGUUAGCAGACAUGAUGCGAGUAGCUCAAGAUCAAUUUGAUGAAAACCCAGCAACAUUUGAGAGGAUGUUAAGUGAUUCUGAAAAACCCUUGUACCUAGGUUGUAAGAAGUACACAAGAUUAUCAGCAAUAUUGAGGUUAUAUAACCUAAAGGCAGGUCAUGGUUUGACUGAUAAUAGUUUUACAGAAAUACUUGAUUUAAUAAAAGACAUGCUUCCGAAUGAUAACGUUCUUCCAAGACGCACAUAUGAGGCAAAAAAGAUGUUGUGUUCAAUGGGGUUACCCUAUGAGAAAAUUCAUGCUUGCCCUAAUGAUUGCGUUUUAUAUCAGAAUGAUCUUGAUUCUUUAAAAAAUUGUCCAGUGUGCAAUGUUUCACGAUACAAGGAGAAAGAAGGGGUGCAUGAUAAGGUUUUGUGGUAUUUUCCAAUAAUUCCUAGAUUUAAACGUCUUUUUUCUAAUGCAAGCGAUGCAGCAAAAUUGACAUGGCAUUCUGAAGGACGAGAAAAAGAUGGGAAGCUUAGACACCCAGCUGACUCCCCUCAAUGGAGGUUUAUUGAUGCAAAAUUUCCUGAGUUUGCUAAAGAAAAGCGAAACCUUCGCCUUGCAUUGUCUACUGAUGGUAUGAAUCCAUUUGGUAAUCUAAGUAGCAGUUAUAGUACAUGGCCGAUAGUUUUGGUUACUUAUAACCUGCCUCCUUCUUUGUGCAUGAAAAGAAAGUACAUGAUGCUCUCGCUGUUAAUUUCUGGCCCAAAACAGCUCGGAAAUGACAUUGACGUCUAUUUAGCACCCCUUAUUGAUGAUUUAAAGAUGUUAUGGGAGAAAGGUGUAGAUGCAUUUGAUGCACAUCAUAAUGAAGUUUUUAAUUUGAGAGCUAUGUUGUUUUGCACCAUUCAUGAUUAUCCAGCUUAUGGUAAUCUUUCAGGAUAUACAGUGAAAGGAGAAACGGCUUGUCCAGUAUGUGAGGAUGGUAUGAAAGGGCAAUGGUUAUCAGCUUCAAAUAAAACUGUUUACUUUGAUCAUCGUCCUUUUUUACCUAUUAAUCAUGAAUACCGCAAGCGAAAAAAAGCUUUUAAUGGAAAACAAGAAUUUAGAAGACGUCCUAAAGUCUUGAGUGGUAAAGAGGUGUUUGAAAAGGUUAAAGACAUUCAGGUAACCUUUGGGAAGAAAAAUAGAUCAAAGCUUCCUAAACAAGGGUACAAGAAAUAUUCAGAGUUUUGGCGUUUACCUUAUUGGAAAUUCCUUUUUGUUAGACACUGUUUGGAUGUGAUGCAUAUAGAAAAAAAUGUGUGUGAUAGCUUAAUUAACACAUUGUUGAAUGUCAAAGGUAAGACAAAAGAUGGUGCUAAAGCUCGUGAUGACUUUCAAUUCUCAUCUAAUUUGUUUUUUCUUUAAUUUUAUUUCUAGUUUACAUCUAAUUUAUUUAUUUACUGUGGUGUACAAAAUUCUCUAAGGUUAAUAAUCAACUUAAAGACAAGGAGAAUACCCCUUUAUCGAGAUUGCCAUCAAAACAAGUUUCAUCUAAAAAGCCAUAUAACAUUACUAAUAAAGAUCGUGCCUUGGUUAACCUCUGGUUUAUUGGAAGCUUUUAAGAAAGAAGCUAUAGGAUUGAGACAGAGGAAUGGGGCCAUAAUUUUGAACAUCCCGUUCAAUGUUUUCUACAAUGAGAUGGUAAUUCGACUUGAUUAUGAAGAUAUAUUUGAUUGGUGUUUUCAAAGAGAGGUAGGGGCAUCUCACAUGUCGAUUUUCAUGAGGUACCUAGCGAAGAGUGUCAAAAGGAGAGUAUAUCAGGGUUGUAUGGUUUUUGCGAUGUUAAUUUUGUUUCUCCGCUGACCCCGACCGAAGAAGGAGUUUGAACUGACUAUUUAUGUAAUGUUCUUGGGUGCAAUGGUGACAAAAACAUUAAUCAAAUAUUCUUUGCUCCAUUCCAUGAUCAUCGGCAUUGGAGGUUAGCUGUCAUAAGUCCAUGGCAUGGAGCUGUAUUCUGGCUUGAUCCAGCCGGAGCCGAAAAUGAAAUUCCUGAAUUUGCUCGACAGACCAUUAAUGCCGGAAUGGGGAGCUUCAGUGUUAUUCAUCGAAAGGAUAUCAAGAAAAUGAAAAAAAACCCAGAAGUUUUGUGGCUUAAACCACAAUGUCCACGUCAAUAUCAAGACACCAAAGAUUGUGGAUAUUAUGUAUGCCGCUACAUGCAAGAGAUAAUAACAAGGAGACAACAAGUAGUUCCAGAAAAGUACUUUCCCCAAGCUCCCGCUACUUAUCAUCAAGAAAUGAUAGACAAGAUACGAGACACUUUGGUUACAUAUGUUUUUAAGCAAAAAGAAGUCACUGAUGAUGGUAUGGCGGAUGAUCAUGAAUGAUUAUUGCACAUUUUUAAACAUCGUAUAUAUUUUUUGGGAUACAAGGAUUUUUUCUUAUGGAGGCCAAUGAUUAGAGUUUACACUUCGGAGAAUUUUAGAUUUUGUUUUAUUUUUAUUUUUUUAUUAGAAAAUGGAUAGUGAUGCUUAGUGAAUUAUUGGAUUCAUAAUGUACAGUGUGUAAUUAAAUAUAUUAAGUGAAGUAUUAAAUUAUUCAGCCCAAUUUGA